GUUGCCAAGAUGACGGAAAUGGCGUCGGUUGCUCAGGUUCUCCGCUCGCGGUUUCGCGGUUGUCUUGCGGCCGCCGUGGCCGGGGACUGCAUCGGUGCCGAGUUUGAAGGUUGCGUGCCGGUACCAGUCGAUAAGGUACUGGGAUAUGUGGACCAUGUCAACAAGCAGAGAGGAAGGGAGGUGAAAUUUACGGAUGACACGGCCAUGGCAAGGUCUGUGGCGAGGUCUCUCAUCGAGUGCAAGGGCUUUGAUGCUCGUGACAUGGCCACCAGGUUCGCUAAGGAGUAUAAGAGGGAGCCUGGGCGCGGCUACGGAGGAAGUGUCAUCACUGUCUUCUACAGGCUCCUUGAAGAAGGCCUUCAAGACGUCUUUGAGCCGGCACGGCAACAGUUUGAUGGGAGAGGGUCUUAUGGUAACGGUGGGGCUAUGAGGGUUGCACCAGUGGCAUUGUAUGCUUAUGGUGAUGUGGAGAAAGUUACGGAUAUAGCCAAGCAGACUGCUAUGAUUACACAUUAUAAUAGGGAAGGGUAUAACGGAGCAAUCCUGGAGGCAUUAGCUGUUCAUUUGGCUUUGCAGCAGGGUAAAGAUGAAGACUUAAAUGUGGUUCAGUUUGUAGAUGCAUUGCUUCAGAAGAUGAAGAUAGUUGAGGGAGGUGAAGCAGGUAGCAGCCAAUCAGAAGAGCCAGAAGUUGGCCAAUCAGAGGACAGCAGAACUGGCCAAUCAGAGGACACUGAUGGUGACCAAUCAGAAGAGGAGAAAGGGAGUAAAGAAGCAGCUUCCUCAAAAGAGGCAGACCAGCCCUACUGUGCAAAACUGGAAAUAAUGAGGGAGUUUCUACAAAGGGGAAACGUCUCAAGGAUAGAAGUUGAAGACCAGCUUGGAAAUGACAUUAAAGCCCUGGAUUCUGUUCCGGCGGCCAUUUUCUCCUUCCUUCACUGCACACGCUCUGUUGAUGACAUCCCAACAGACAAUGCUCUGGAGCGUACCAUCAUCUAUGCCAUCUCACUAGGGGGGGACACAGAUACCAUAGCGACCAUGGCAGGCGCCAUAGCUGGUGCGUAUUAUGGGAUAGAGCAUGUACCACCCCCGUGGAUGAAGGCAUGUGAGGGAGCAAACGAUGCGGUCAGGUUUGCUGACCAGUUGUUUUGCCUAGCAACAGGAGAAACAAUAGAAAAGGACCCUGGGGAUGAGGACAAUGAAGAGGGCCAGAAUAAGGGGGAUGAAGGAAAACCCAGUGCUACUGACUAGUACCAGAAAGUUGUCACAAAGUUUACUUGAUCUCUGCUGUGCAGAUUUAGUUUUUAUUAUCCAUGAAAUUAUGCAUGAAAAGUUUGAUCAAGAUAAGAACUAUCAAUACAAUGAGUUUGUAGGAAAACUAAUACCAUAAUCUAUCUGAAACAUUAGUUAUACAUGUAUUAAGGUUUACUCCUUGGUUAUAUUCUGAAAAUUACAGGAUGUUAUUAAUGUUUGUUUAUGGUAUACAAAAAAAAUGUAAUGAGAUUGUUGUUGCCCCUAUUGCUAAUUCAUUGACAUAUAUGUAUAACAGCUGCAGGUUACUAAAAAUGUGAUGUAAAACUGUAAAGUUACCAAACAGUACUGGUUAUUUUCAUCUCUCUUUUAGAACUUUGCAAGGGAAAUUUUAUUACAAGAUAAAAUCUUUGAUUUGGGAGUGCGUAGUGCCAAAUUGUUGAAAGGAAGCCAGAGUCUGACAUUAGAUACGUACCUACAAAUGGUUUAUUAUUUUUGCUUUUGUUAAUGCAUUUCUCUCCAUGGAGGCUCCAAUAGUCUGUAUUUGUUUUGUGUUUGAUUACUAAUAUUGCACACAGUGAAUUUUGAAAUUUUCAGUGUUUUUAAGUUUGCUUGUCACACUUUGAAUUUAUAUGCUUUGUGUUGCUGAACUCUUUAUUUUUUAUGUAAAAUUUAAGUGCAGCAAACAUAAGUUCAUUUAAUUAUGAUACAGGAAUCCCUAUCAGACAUUGAGCAACUGCUAUGGCAUGUAGGUUGUUUUGAAUGCUAAUGAAUUUUGAGACCACUACCAUGUGUUUGCCCAUUUGCCAGGAGGCUGAUCCUUGCCAUACUUUCGCUGGUCACUUUGCCAAUGGCUCAGCAGGGGGCUUAAACCCUGACCAAAUGGUUU
Molecule: messenger RNA, 2137 nt
Organism: Branchiostoma belcheri (Belcher's lancelet)
Lineage: Eukaryota; Metazoa; Chordata; Leptocardii; Amphioxiformes; Branchiostomatidae
Product: poly(ADP-ribose) glycohydrolase ARH3-like
Exons: 3
Coding region: 10-1248 (412 amino acids)
Cellular component (GO): mitochondrion; nucleus
Source: RefSeq, a predicted model, not a curated record